Messenger RNA from Zychaea mexicana, 162 nucleotides. RefSeq lists its product as uncharacterized. Gene Ontology annotation, cellular component: PcG protein complex; transcription regulator complex. Gene Ontology annotation, molecular function: DNA-binding transcription factor activity, RNA polymerase II-specific; RNA polymerase II cis-regulatory region sequence-specific DNA binding. Gene Ontology annotation, biological process: regulation of transcription by RNA polymerase II. The record is from RefSeq and is a predicted model, not a curated record. The transcript has a single exon. The annotation marks the transcript as partial. NCBI's taxonomy places the organism in Eukaryota, Fungi, Mucoromycota, Mucoromycetes, Mucorales, Lichtheimiaceae.
AAGUACCAUUGCCCUUAUUGUGACAAAGGGUUCAGUCGUCCAUCGUCGCUUCGGAUCCACACCUAUUCGCACACGGGCGAAAAGCCUUUUGUGUGUCCCGAACCUGGAUGUUCGAGAAAAUUCAGUGUGCAGAGCAACAUGCGUCGUCACUUGCGUGUCCAU